Danio rerio (zebrafish) is the source of this 1172-nucleotide messenger RNA. The record is from RefSeq and is a predicted model, not a curated record. NCBI's taxonomy places the organism in Eukaryota, Metazoa, Chordata, Actinopteri, Cypriniformes, Danionidae.
CAUUCAGCAGUCACUGAGAUGGAGAGACCAACAUUCGUCAUUCUUCUGUGUAAGUCCACUCAUUAGUGUUGUAAAUGUUGUGCUGUUUUCUUUAUGACGUUAAUUCUUUCACCUUUGUUCUGCAGGUGUUUUGCUGUGUGAAGAGCAGAAAGUGUUCGGGACAGAAGUGAACAUGAGAGUUAAACCAGGAGAAAGCGUCACUCUCUACUGUGACUGUGCUCUACCGUUUGGAUCUCACAUUGUCUGGAUGAGAAACUGCUCGCAUGAGAAUCAGCCAUCUCUGUUCAUUGAUCCUCCAAAGCUCUUCCUGGAGACGUUUCCACGGUUCAUUUUCCUGCUCAACAGCUCCAGUAACUCCUAUGAUCUGCAUAUAGAGAAUGUCAGUGUCUCUGAUGAGGGACUUUACUACUGUGCGGAAAGGAAAAAGACAUUUAUAGAUGAAGACGGCGUCAAUUCAAAAUAUGUGUAUGAAUAUGGGAACAAAACAACUCGACUAGCUGUCCUGGCAGUUUCUGCACAUGAGUCCACCAUCGCCUCCACUUCUCCUCCAGUGUCAGAGUGUGUGUUCUGCUGGACGCUGCUGUUGAGUGUGUGUCCGGUGUGUGUUCUCCUCUCCUCACUCCUGUCCUCCAUCUGUGUUUACUGCUUCUGUCGUCCUCAAACUACAGGUUCUGACAUGAGUGCUGAGAUGCUUAAAGCAAAUGUUUUGAUGGCAGAUUGUGUGGAGAAACAUCAGUGUGAGGCGAGUAAGACUGGAAAGAUCUGCGUCCACACUGAAGUCUCUUAUAGACGACUGACAUCUAAACAUCCCUACACCAACAUCUGACACAUGAACUGCUCUUAGUCUACUUUCUGUCUUAUUUCUGAUAGUGUUUGAGUGGACAUGCUUUUAUUUACAGCACAUUAUCUAUUACAAUCAACUGUCUUUAAAUGAACAUUAUGAUCCACUGACUCUUUAGGGUUAUACAUUUUAUUUUUGGACAGUAUUAAUGUUUUUAAGACUGUGUUCAUUAAGAAAACAAACAAACAAAAAAACACUUUAUUAAUAACAGCUCAAGGCUGCAUAUGUUUGUAUCUGUAGAUCCUCUGCAUAUCUCAAAAUAAAUUAGUAAGUAAAUGUUCACUCAUGAAUGAUCACUUUUUUUCAAAUAUUAAACAAAUAUUUAAUAUUU